AUGGAGUAUUAUAGUUACCGCAUAUUUGAACGUCGUUCAGAAUAUUCCACCAUAUUAAGAGCCGGAAAACUCUUUCACAAAUUUUUGGUUGAUGCAUGGGCCGCUGCAGAACAGAGUAAACUUGCAUGGCUAAGAUUUCACCAACCGACUUUACGUUCGGAUUGUUACAGUUGCAUCGCAGAUAUGACAAAUGCUGAUUUGAAUCCGGGGGAGAGAGGUAAUCUUUUUAUUUUACCAUCUUUACAUACUGGUAGCGGAAGGCAUAUGCAUGAAAUAUAUCAGGAUUCAAUGGCGAUUACACGUUUUCACCACCAUCCCGAUAUUUUUCUUACAAUGACAGCUAAUCCUAAUUGGCCAGAAAUAAGAAAUGCACUCUUCCCACGUCAAACUGCACUUGAUCGUCCUGAUCUGGUAACUCGCGUUUUUGAGAUUAAAAGAAAAGCUCUGAUGAAAGAAAUAAAGGAAAAAAAGGUUUUUGGUACAGUUGUUGCCCAUGUUUAUACCAUCGAGUUUCAGAAACGAGGAUUACCGCACAUGCAUUGUCUUAUAUUUUUAAAAGAUUCAGAAAAAAUUCGUACGUCAGACAUGGUUGAUAAAUUUGUUUCCGCUGAAUUUCCGGAUGAGAAAAAUUACCCCAUACUAUUUGACACGGUCAGCAAGUGUAUGGUUCACGGUCCAUGUGGAGAUCGAGAUUCGGGUGCACCGUGUAUGGCAAAAGGAAAAUGUACCAAAGGAUAUCCAAAAAAUUACACAGAAACAACAACUUUGGACGAGGCUGGGUAUCCAAGUUAUCGUCGGCGUCGGGAUGGAAGAGAAGUGACUGUCAGAAAUAACAAAAAGGCAUAUAAUAUUGAUGUUGUUCCCUAUAAUCCACGUCUGUCAAGAAUGUUCAAUUGCCACAUCAAUGUGGAAAUAUGUGCGGGCAUAAGAGCGGUUAAAUAUAUUAAAAAAUAUAUUUUCAAAGGUGGUGAUCGAACUACGAUGGUAUUUGGAGAACAUAACGAGAUUCAACAGUACAUUGAUGCGAGGUACAUUGGACCAGCCGAGGCAGUAUGGCGUUUAUUGGAGUACCAAUUGCAUGAAGAAAAUCCGAGUGUACAACGGUUGUCCGUGCAUCUACCAAACUAUCAACGAGUUGUGUAUAACUCAAGGCGAUCAAUGAGCUCCGUUAUACAAACUGCACAGGAACAUAAAACCACUUUGAUGGGGUUGAGGACUGUAACUAAUGGAGAAGUGUGCACGGUCCAUAAUACGUUCAAAGAGGCAUGCAUUGCACUGAGAAUAUUAGCAAAUGAUGGAGAAUCGGAAAAAUGCCUUCAAGAAGCGGUGGUUAUGAAAACUGGAAAUCAGCUGAGGAAAUUGUUCUGCAUUAUCCUAUCAGAAUGCAAUCCAACAAAACCGGAGCUUUUAUGGGCAAAAUAUGGAAUGAACAUAUGUGAUGAUAUUCAACAUAGAUUACGAACGAUGUUUAAUAUCCCAAAUCCAACUGAUGAACAUGCUAUGGAUUACGGAUUAUACCUGUUGGAUCAACUGCUUCGACAAUCUGGAAAAAAACUAGAGAACUAUAAGUCAAUGCCACGACCAAGACAUGAUUGGGGUCAAAUUGUGGGUAACAAAUAUAUUUGGGACCAUCGACAACUUCAAUUUACAGUAAGGGAAUCUGUGCUCAAUACGGAUAUUGAGAGAUUGAAUGUCGAACAACGGACGGCGUAUAAUACAAUAGUGGAUUCUGUGAAUAACCGCGAUGGUCGAAUGUUUUUUCUGAAUGGCAGUGCGGGGACGGGAAAAACAUUUUUGUACAACACAAUAGCAAGAAGUUGUCGUAAAGAUGGAAAAAUAGUUUUAACUGUUGCUUCAUCGGGUAUUGCUUCAUUACUUCUUGAUGGAGGUCGCACUGCACAUUCGACUUUUAAGAUACCAUUUAAUGUCCAAGAAGAUAGUAAUAUUGGGAUUAGUAACGACUCCGAGUAUGCCCAACUACUUAAAGAAGUCAGAUUGGUUAUAUGGGAUGAAGUUUCAAUGCAACAUAGAUUUUGUAUGGAGGAGGUUGACCGUCUACUACAAUAUAUUUGUAGUGAUGACAAAAACUUUGGAGGUGUAACGGUUGUUUUGGGUGGAGACUUUCGACAUACUUUACCGGUGCUCUCAAACGCAGGUCGUGAACAAACUGUUGGAGCGUCUAUAAGAAGUUCAUUUCUUUGGGAUUAUAUUAAUGUCUUGACACUAAACCAAAAUAUGCGACUGGAACAACAACCAGAAAAUUUGGAAUUUGCUAACUUCUUACUAGAGAUCGGAACGAACCCUAAAGAAGUUGUUAACCUACCAUCGGCAAUGAACAGAUGUCAAAACAUGCAUGAGCUAAUAUCUUCGGUGUACCCGCUCCUGGGAAAGGAUGGACCAGCGUCACCAGAACACUUAACCGAGAGAAUCAUUUUAUCUCCACGUAAUGAAGAUGUCCAUAAGAUUAAUGCGGAGGCAUUAAGAAAUUUGCAGGGUGAGGCUUUUACAUAUCUUGCUGCUGACAAGAUGAUUCGGGAUGACCACAGAAGGGAUUCAAGGUUCACAACGGAAUUUCUCAACAAUUUGAAUCCACCAGGAUCACCUCCAUUUAAGCUAGACAUUAAAGUUAGAAGUCCGGUUAUGUUAUUGAGAAAUCUUGCACCAAAAGAAAGUUUGUGUAAUGGUACUAGACUGGUGGUCACGAGGUGUGGACGAUAUGUUAUUGAAGCUAAAAUCAUAACAGGGGAAAAGGCUGGUGACAUAGUAUUCAUCCCAAGAAUAACUUUUCAACCUUCACCUUCGGAGCUAGACAUACAAAUGGAAAGACGCCAAUUUCCCGUACGUGUUGCAUACGCGAUGACGAUUAACAAAUCACAGGGACAAUCGGUGAAGUAUGUGGGUAUAUAUUUACGCACUCCGGUAUUUAGCCAUGGUCAACUAUAUGUGGCAUUAUCUAGGUGUACUGCUGCUAGGAGAAUAACUCUAUUGAUGCCAAAUGAGUCGAAUGGGUGUUUUAAUCUGGAAACCAAAAAUGUAGUGUAUCCUGAAAUUUUAUUGUAA
This is a messenger RNA of Papaver somniferum (opium poppy), 3060 nucleotides long. RefSeq lists its product as uncharacterized. The record is from RefSeq and is a predicted model, not a curated record. Bases 1 to 3060 code for a protein of 1019 amino acids. Gene Ontology annotation, molecular function: DNA helicase activity. The transcript is spliced from 3 exons. NCBI's taxonomy places the organism in Eukaryota, Viridiplantae, Streptophyta, Magnoliopsida, Ranunculales, Papaveraceae. Gene Ontology annotation, biological process: telomere maintenance; DNA repair.